Molecule: messenger RNA, 2094 nt
Organism: Portunus trituberculatus (swimming crab)
Lineage: Eukaryota; Metazoa; Arthropoda; Malacostraca; Decapoda; Portunidae
Product: ras-related protein Rab-7L1-like
Biological process (GO): vesicle-mediated transport
Cellular component (GO): Golgi apparatus; vesicle; trans-Golgi network
Molecular function (GO): GTPase activity; GTP binding
Source: RefSeq, a predicted model, not a curated record
GGGUUUCACGUGCUAGGGUGCUAGGGGGAGUAACAGUGCUGCGGUGAUCGGUGAUGGAAGACGGUUCUGAACAGUGGAAGACGCCGCCUGCACCCGUUUGCGUAUAGUGAGUGAAGUGACAGCAUGAGAAGCUUGCCAGUCACCACUGCUUCCAGCAACUUGCUGGCUGUGUCACCCACUAACGACAACCUUGCCGACCCCACAGCUGUGCACGACAUUUCAAUGGACUCCUUCAGCGAGGCGGAUGACUCCUUACGCAGCAAUUCCCCACUACUAAAAGAAAGAAAGGAACACAAAAACCUGCAGAGCCUGGAGCUGGACCAUUCAAAGGAAGAGGUGCCGGAAAUGACUGAGCGGCUCUUCAAGGUGAUCAUCAUCGGUGACCCCACGGUGGGCAAGACGUCCUUCGUGCAGCGCUACGUGCAGGACUCCUUCAGGCGGGACUACAAGGGCACCGUCGGCGUGGACUUCGCUCUCAAGAUCCUCAAGUGGUCAGACUCCGAGACCAUCAAACUACAGCUGUGGGACAUUGCUGGCCAGGAGAGGUUCACGUGGAUGACCCGCGUCUACUACAAGGACGCUCAAGGCUGUAUCAUCAUGUUUGACCUCACCAACCGCAGCUCCUUCCUCAACACGCUCAAGUGGAAGAAGGACGUGGUCAAAUGCACUCUGGACGACGGCUCCCCGAUCCCGUGCAUGUUGUUGGCCAAUAAGUGUGACCUGCCGCACCGCCAAGUGGACCAGCUGGAGAUCGAGAGGCUGUACAAAGAGCACAACUUCACGGGCUGGACGGAAACUUCGGCCAAGGAGGGACUGAUGGUGACUGACUCCAUGAGGUUCCUCGUGGACGUAAUGAUGCGACAGAAGAAUGACGCAGACAAUGACUCGGAGGAAUCUUCGCUACGCCUCUCCCCAGCCGAGCCUGAACUCAGCAGGACCUGUUACUGCUGAGCCUAGCCCCGCCUCUGCUCUCCUGCUGGUGGAGAUGGGAGGUGCAGCGUCCCGGGAAGCACCAGAGGACGCCAGGAGUCACACCAAAUGGAAGCUACAUGGGAGAAUCGCAGUGCCUUCCUUCUUUCCGUCUUUGGACCAUAUUCUUAAGGGACUUCUGCGCUUCAUCUCACUAUUUUCUGUACUUUGCUUAAAGGCACGAGGGUUUUUAAAGAUGUUUCUGCUGUUCUAGUGAGAGAUUAACACUAUUUCUGCAUUACUGAUAGGAGAAACACUCUUGAGAGCCCUGUUGAUCGAUUCUGUGGCCUCUGAAAAUAGUCGUGGUGAGAGAACAGUGAGUUUUUUUAAUACGGGCCUUUUGUCUCAUUUGUUCCGUCCUUUCUCAGUCUCCUGGCUAUCGUUUGUCUGUUACUCUUUUACUCAUAGGAAAAUCGCAGUGCCUUUUCUUGUUAUCUUCUCUAUUUCUAUCUCUUUUUUUCGCACAUGAGAGUCGAAGUGCCUUUUUUUCCUUCCUUCCUUCCUUCCUUCCUUCUUUUUUUCGUUUCUUCUGUCCUUCAUCUUCUGGUUUAAUUUUUCUUUGUAAUUAUGUUUCAUUUAUCUAUGCUUUCCCUCUUUUCAAACUCUCUCUCUCUCUCUCUCUCUCUCUCUCUCUCUCUCUCUCUCUGAACACCAUCACUUAUUCUGUCUCCAUCGCCCCACGUAACUCCUCCCUCCACUCUCAACUCCGCCCCACGAUUGUUACGAAAAUGAUGUGUAGCACCGCCUCCUCCUCCUCCGCCUCCUUCUCCUCCUUCUGCUCUCUUACGAUUGUGUGUGUGUGUGUGUGUGUGUGUGUGUGUGUGUGUUGACCGGCUAGUGAGUGACCACCGCUUACAAGGUCGUCUUCCACCAAAACACUGCCAACAUUACUUACAUAUAUCACACUUGUACACCAAAUACCUUUAAUAUGCCGCUGCCGUCACCACCGCGGCAUUGACACCACCACCACCACCACCACCACCACUACCAUUCAUAACAACAGCAACCACAACAACAGCAACAACAGCGACCGCUAAUAUAUAUGUGUAUACAACACCAUCACCUUCUGUGGGGAGAAAAUGAAUAAUGAUAAUAAAGUUUGCAUUUCUGCAUAAUACAAAAGUG